UACGCCCUGAAGCGAAGCCGCUGGUGGUGGCCAACACCCUCCCAAAGAAUAGGGCUUCUUUGCUGGAGUGCUGCACCAGCCUCCCCUUCGGCACCGCAGCUGCAUCUCAUGCCAGCGAUCAGUCCCCAGUAACAGCGGCCUCCGUCCCCCAGGUUGUAGCAGUUGAUCCAGCCGGCAGGAGGCCCUAUGCAGACCGGCGGUGACGAUGCGGCAGCGCAAAAUGGCGCGCCCCCCGGCGGUGCCUCCGUAGGCGGCAAGAGCCUGUCCCAGAAGCUGGGCGGCAGCCUCAGCUUUCUCAAGCGCACCAAGAGCACCGGCAGCUCACGGGCCGAAAAGCUGCGCAAGGACAUCGACUUUACGGAGCACACCUGGCCCGAAGACAAGCUGUAUGCGUACUACGGCGCGACACCCGAGGGCGGCCUCACAGGCGCGCAGGUGCUGCAGAACCGGCAGAAGUUCGGGUCCAAUAUGCUGACGCCGCCGGCCACCACCCCCUGGUGGAUCAAGUACCUGAUGUGCUACGCGGAUGUGUUCAUGAUCCUGCUGCUUGUGGGUGGCGUGCUGUGCUUUGUGGCCUUCUCCAUCGACCAGAGCGACCUUACCAACCUGUACCUCGGAGUGGUGCUGUUCCUUGUGGUCUUCCUCUCGGCCACCUUUGGCUACUAUCAAGAGGCCAAGGCGGCAGGGGUGAUGGAAGGGUUCAAGAAGCUAGUGCCCAAAAAGUGCAAGGUGCUGCGCGAUGGGCAUGUGUCGAUCCUGGACGCCCAGGAGCUGGUUCCAGGCGAUGUGGUGGAGAUGAAUGACGGCGACCAGGUGCCCGCCGACAUUCGUGUGCUGUUUGCCAACGACCUGAAGGUGGACAAUUCCUGCCUCACCGGCGAAUCGGAGCCGGUGGAGAGGUAUCCCGAGCUCGCACGCGACUCCAACGGCAAGCUCAUCACGGUGCCCCUGGAGGCCGCCAACCUCUGCUUCUUCACCACAAUCGUCACCAGCGGCUCCGGUCGCGGCAUGGUCAUCGGCACUGGUGACAGGACUGUGAUGGGCCAGAUCGCAGGGCUGGCGGCGGAGAGCAGCGGUGAGAGCCAGACGCAGUUCCAGCGCGAGGUGGCCACGUUCAUCAAGAUCAUCUCCGUCCUCGCCAUCACCAUCGGCAUCACCUUUGUCCUCAUCGGCGUGUUUGUGGCCAAGGCCUCGGUGAUUGAAAUGAUUGUGUUUGCCAUCGGUAUCAUCGUGGGAACUGUGCCGGAGGGCCUGCUCGUCACGCUCACCGUCUCGCUGUCGCUGUCGGCCAGGAACAUGUAUGCCAGAAAUGUGCUGGUGAAGGGCAUGCCAUCGGUGGAGAACCUGGGCAGCACCACCGUGAUUGCUUCUGACAAAACCGGCACCUUGACUCAGAACCGCAUGACCGUCCAGCAUGCCUGGUACAAUGGCGUGUUGGUGUCUGUCCCUGCGGCCCGAAACAAGCCACAGCUCACGGCAUGCAUGCGUCCAGGCGUGCUCAAGGGCGCAGUCUACAACCCGCAGGACCCCACCUGGCAGAAGCUGCAGAUGGUUGCCACCCUGUGCAACAACUCCCGCUUUGUCGUGGUGGAGAAGGAGGAAGAGGGCAAAGAGACUAGGCCGCCACUGGACCUAGCCAAGGAGGUGCAGAACCCCGAUUUCAACCUGCUGGGCCUCACCUGCACCGGCGACGCCUCGGAGAGCGGCCUCAUCAAGUGCGUGGAGCUGCUGCGCUCUGUGGAGGAAUACCACAAGGCCAACCCGAAGAUCCAUGAGAUUAAGUUCAACUCCACCAACAAGUGGCAGCUGACCAUCCACCGCCCCGAGGACCCCACGGCGGAGCACCCCAUCCUGACACUCAAGGGCGCACCGGAGCGCGUGCUGCGCAUGUGCACCCACAUCAUGGUUGAUGGCGAGAGCGUGCCCAUGGAUGCCAACUGGCAGGCCAAGUACAACGAGGCCUACGAGGCGCUGGGCGCCAUGGGCGAGCGUGUGCUGGGCUUUGCCUACAGGGAGAUGACCGAUGUGGCGCUGGAUUACCCCUUCACUAACAAGCCGGAGCCCAAUUUCGAGUUCAAGAACCUGACCUUUGUGGGCCUGAUGUCGCUGAUCGACCCGCCGCGCGAGGGUGUGAAGGAGGCGGUGGAGAAGUGCAAGCGUGCCCGCAUCAAGGUGUACAUGGUUACCGGCGACCACCCCAUCACCGCACAGGCAAUUGCCAAGCAGAUUGGCAUCAUCGACGAGGACAUGUAUGCGGCCGGCAGAGCCAUCGUGGUCAAGGGCGACGACAUCCGCGACUGGAUGGACAUUGAGGACCCGGUGGCACGCCAGGCCAAGUGGGACUGGGCGCUGGACCACGAGCAGAUUGUCUUUGCUCGCGUGUCCCCUGCCCACAAGCUGCUCAUCGUGGAGAACUGCCAGCGCAGGGGCGAGAACGUGGCGGUGACUGGCGAUGGCGUGAAUGAUGCGCCGGCGCUGAAGAAGGCCAACACAGGACUGGCCAUGGGCAUCUCGGGCAAAGAUGUGUCCAAGGAGGCAGCUGACAUGAUCCUGAUGGACGACAACUUUGCCUCCAUCGUUGCUGGCAUCGAGGAGGGGCGCGUGAUUUUCGACAACCUGAAGAAAUCCAUUGCCUACACCCUAGCCUCCAAGUUCCCUGAGCAGAUCCCCUUCCUGCUCUACGUGGCCAUCAACUUCCCGCUGGCCAUCUCCACCAUCCUGAUCCUGACCAUCGACCUGGGCUGCGACAUGUUCCCCGCCAUCUCCCUGGCCUACGAGCCGAAGGAGGCUGACAUCAUGCAGCGGCCGCCACGCAACCCAGCUGUGGAGCGCCUGGUGUCGCGGCGCCUCAUCUCCUUCUCCUACUUCCAAAUCGGCAUCAUGCAGACCUGCGCUGGCUUCCUGGCCUUCAUGGCGGUGCUCAACGACUACGGCUACAACUGGGACACGCUGCUGGGGCUGGGCAUCAACUGGCCCAACUUCCCCAUGAUCUGCACCGUGGGCACCAACAGCUGGGGCAUCAACAGCAAGACAUGUGGCUUUGGUUGCGAGGAGCCGCCGGAGACGUUCAACGGGCAGACGACACUGUAUGGGCAGGCCAAGGACCGCGGCGACGAUUACCUCUUCUGCGAGACCGGCUGCCAAAUCCCCUUCAACGGCACUGCCGACGCCUUUGUCGAGUUCUCCGAGUUUGGGUUCCGCGGUUUCCCCACCGGCAACCAGCUUUCAGACUCCAUCCAGGCCGUGUGCGGCCGCACUUGCAGCUGGUGGCGCAGCCUGGGGACCAAAACGGACUUCUUGAUUGAGCAGAACAACAUCUUCCGGGCCCGCGUUGCGGCAGGCGUGGUGGAUGUGAACAAUCCCUUUGGAUACUCCCCGGAUGCCCAGUAUGCGCUCAUCCUCAGCGCAGCGGAGAACACGCAAUUUGAGCAGUACUGCAGCCAGGCCAACGGCGAUCAAUACGGCUUCCCUGGCCGUGGCCUCGUCAACUCGGAUGUGGACAGGGCACCGCAGGGCGGAUGGUGGUGGUGGAAUGGCCUGCCCCAGUACUGGCCCAACCUGAACAACCAGCAGAACGUGCUGCUGAUGGCGCAGUCGGCCUACUUUCUGGGAGUCGUGGUCGCGCGCUGGGCUGAUCUGCUGGUGUGCAAGACCCGCAAGGAGUCCAUCUUCAACCAGGGCAUGCGCAACAACGUUCUCAACUGGGCGCUGCUGUUCGAGACCUUCGUAGCCUCGGCCGUCGUCUACAUUCCCCCGCUGAACACUGUCUUCAACACGCGACCCCCACCCGUCAUGUAUGUGUGCUGCGGCCUGCCCUUCUUCUUUUGCAUCUUCAUCUACGACGAGCUGCGCAAGCUGCGCAUGCGCCAGAAGCCCAAGGGCUGGGUAGAGACCAACACAUACUGGUAACCCGUCCGGGUGGCCCUGCGACGUUCCCCGGUCAAGGCGAUGCCUGGGAGAUUUCGCGGGACGGCCAGGUUGCCCAUUAUUCUUCACAUCUGACAUCUGAUCUUUGAGGAUGCCGAGUGGCCAAGCCUGCAACUUCCUUUGCUUCCAGGCUGGCUUCCUCUACACGCUCAACAUGUUGUGUCUUCGGAACUCAGAAUGCCAUCCUUCGCUGUCCUGCAUUUUCCUUUGAUGGCCUUUCCCAUUGUUUCCUGCUUGCUCUCUUGUGCUGAAUGCUGGCCUGGGCCACUUUUGUAAGCAGCACACGGUUACUGCCACAUGUAAAUGACGAGG
Molecule: messenger RNA, 4239 nt
Organism: Chlorella variabilis
Lineage: Eukaryota; Viridiplantae; Chlorophyta; Trebouxiophyceae; Chlorellales; Chlorellaceae
Exons: 30
Coding region: 187-3909 (1240 amino acids)
Biological process (GO): potassium ion import across plasma membrane; intracellular potassium ion homeostasis; sodium ion export across plasma membrane
Cellular component (GO): membrane
Molecular function (GO): P-type sodium:potassium-exchanging transporter activity; ATP binding; ATP hydrolysis activity
Source: RefSeq, a predicted model, not a curated record